AUGAUAUCAAGGCAGCGUUUGCCGUGUUUGCAGCAUGGUCACGGCUUUUUCGGGUUCUUAAAUGCAUGGUGGAUCGUGGCAGAGCCGAGAAGUUCGUCCAUUUGGAUCUCUAACAUCAACACUCAUUGGAUCACCACCAUCGUCGUGUUUGCCGGUGCUGCCCGAUUGCUCAUGAUUAACUCAUGGGCCGCAGAAAUCUUUUCGUUGAUGCUGCAGCUGCUGUGCUUUUGUAUUUCCGUCAACGCAAUGGUGGCUGAUUUCUGGAAUCUUCGUCUUCUGUCAUCUUUGAACGGAACUAUGGUGUCCUCUUCUACCACGAUCUCAUAUCUGCAAGUGUAUAACAGUAUGGAUGCGCUGCUUUGCGUGGUUGCAGUCAUGCUGUCAUCAUAUAUAAUUUAUCAGCAUUUCUAUUCGUCUGUCAGCGCUUAUAGUCAGACGCCCUCAGUGAAGUUGCUCGGAAUGGGAACGGCACUGGUCGUACUUGGCGUCAUUCGUUUUGCGUGUUAUUUUUGCGAAUUUUUUAAGUUGGCUGGUCAGGAUCGAAUUCGGGCGCUGUUCGCCAACUACACUCUCGAUGAACCAGCAUGGAUUUGCACUCAGUUAGCUCUAGGUGUUCUCUGUGUUUUGUCAUCGAGGGGUAGCAAGCUUUUGCGAGCUCUCACACUGUCGCUGGCUGCUUCCACACUGAUGCCAUCGGUCUUUUACCUCUGGCUCGACUACAGGUGGUGGGCAUCUUCGCGGCUUUCGUUCGGGCUCCUCUCACAGUCAUCAGCAUAUUGGCAAGCAUCCGCAGUGGUGAUCUCCUUGUGUAAUGUGGGUGUGGUGACGGCAACGCUUGUUCAGCUCCUCUCUAUGCAUUCGAGUAGCCGACGAGUAUCGUUGGAUGAGAAGACAAAGCGCUUUCUGGUCAUAGUAGCAGCCAUAUUCUUGGUACUUUCCUGCAGUACAAUAUCACUUGACGUGUACACUAUUUGGAAGAAACUUUUCUACAGGCUUUUCCAUGGAGCUGAACAGAAAACUCCGUUUCUUACAGCCCUCACUGCAAUAUUUGCGAUAGCUGCUUCGACUUCGAAAUAUGCUCCAAUCGCUCUUCCUGCGUGCAUUAUUUUGUCUUUGUAUUCCCUAAAUUCGACGAUCUUCCAACUGAUCUCAUACCUGUAUCUCUCAUGGAAUGGUUAUUUUGGCGAUCAGCUUUGCGAGCUAUUCUUCCCAGGACUUGGUCGCUGUUUCUUGGAGGUGACCAAGACAGAGGCAAUAAUCCACUUCGUGCAGAUGUUGUUGGAUUUCUUCGUACUAAUUCUUUCUAGUGUUUUAUGCGCAUGCUCUAUGCGAAUUACAACUAUGGCCAAGACUGAGGCCACUGGUAAUCGGAGACUUGAAUCUCCCAUCAGGAUUUUAUGUUCGGAACAUUUGGCCACACAUCCGCUCUGUCAGACGGCGCUGCUCAUCUUGUCAGUUGUGCGGUUCGUCGAGAUUCUUACUCAACUUGACUAUCGCGGCACUGGGGACGAUUUGUCAUUCGCUUGGAAAGUACAUCAAACAGCAGAUUUUAUCGCUUUGAUAAGUCACUUUGCAACGGCAAUGCUUGUGAUUCGACUCAUGGGAAAUGAUGCCGUAGAAGCUGAUGAGCUUCAGCUUCGAUUCAAUAAUCCAUUAACAUCGGAAGAAAACGGGGAUUAUUUACAGCUCAGGCCUCAAGAAGAUUCAUAG
This is a messenger RNA of Ostertagia ostertagi, 1710 nucleotides long. The record is from the annotation of a GenBank genome assembly. Lineage: Eukaryota; Metazoa; Nematoda; Chromadorea; Rhabditida; Trichostrongylidae.